Messenger RNA from Entrophospora candida, 213 nucleotides. The record is from the annotation of a GenBank genome assembly. NCBI's taxonomy places the organism in Eukaryota, Fungi, Glomeromycota, Glomeromycetes, Entrophosporales, Entrophosporaceae.
AUGCAAAAUGAAGACGAAGAAGAGCUCGGAGCCCCGGUGAAUAUUUAUCACGAACAUCGAAGUCAUUUGGAACAAGAUAAAAAAGCUCGUAUAGAAUUAGAUACUCAUAUGUUAAAAGAUGAGUUAUAUGAUCCAAUUUCUACGUCUGAUUUAAAUACGACUAAUGCCACCAUUAAUAAUAUGAAUAGUAACAAUAUGUUAUGGGGAUUAUGA